AUGGCUGACGAGCCUGUCACGAAGCGCUUACACAUAUCUGGUCUCACGCCGGCUAUAACUGCAGCUGAUCUUACACGACGGCUAGGCUCAUACGGAGCAGUUACAGCACUCGAUGGUCUAGGAAAACGCGAUGCACUGGGAAAGGAGAGACCAUACGCAUAUGCUACGUUGGAAACGACAAAAGGAAAACUUGCAAAGUGCAUGAACGUCCUGAGCGGCUCGGUGUGGAAAGGAGCGAAGCUACGGGUGGGCGAAGCGAAACCAGACUUCCGCGAACGUAUCACAGCAGAAAACUCAGCCGCAGAUACAAAUCCUCGUCCAACAAAGCGGCGUCGUACGGUCGGCGUACACGCGCCCGACAUGUCGCCUAUGACCAUAGAACGAGCACGCACACAGCCAGGUUGGACUGUAACAACGCUAGGACGACUCAUUCGCCCCGUACGAAUGCGACCUGAGCAUCCUCUGGACCCGCCGCUCGACGUCGCAAAUCAAGUCGCGAAAGGAAAAGAUGGAAAGGAGGGAAAGCGAAGAAGGAAAAAGGUCGAGAUUUCAACGCGUGCGCGAAGGAGGUUGAUUGACCCGCUGAGAUGGGGUAGCACGCAUAUCAAGGGCGUAUUUCUGGAAGGACAGGUUGUAGGGUUUCAGCAGAAGGUAACCUCUGUGGAGGAGGACAAGGGGCAAGAGAGCGAAAGCGACGCUAGCGGGGAAAGCGACGAGGGUGAUGCGGGAGAACCUUCUCCGCCACCGGCUCGUAUUGUUCUUCCGACAUCGACAUCACCUAGUCCAUCUCCUGAACCAGCACCACAAGCCGUUGCAUCUGCACCCACCGCUUUGGCCGCCUCUACGCCCGCAUCGGCACCAGCGACAUCUGCUUCAGAUCUACAGACGGAGAAGAGACAAACAUUGUCUCUACUCGCAUCUCUGUUCUCUGGUGAUGAUUGGGGCGGCGCGGAGGACCUCUCAGAUGUUGAUAUGGAUGCGCCAAACGUCGCUCCGCGUCCCAUCGGUCGCGAUGAAGCUGUCGAUGACGACUUCGAGGUCGUACCCCGAGCGAUGGAGCCGAUGGAAGCAGUGUCUAUGGACGAUGCUGAACACUUGAGUCCUAUUGAGGAGGUUGAUGGAGCCGAGGGAUCAAGCGUUGAAGAUGAGGAAGACAUGGACCACGCCAACAACCCCACAGCAUCCAGCACACGCCCAUCUCCUGUAACAUCCGCGGCGGCAACUCAACGCAACAAGCUCGCGGAACUUUUCGCUCCCCAGGAGGAACAAGCUGGGUUCUCACUCUUUGGCAACCUCGACGAUGACCUCGAUCUUGAUCUGGACUUGGAUCUCGGCCUCGCGCCGCCGGCAAUUGCAGUAGUGCCGGCGGCCUUCGCUCCUGUCCCAAUACCUACUCAAGCACCUGUCCUUCAACCUAUACCAGAUGCCGACUUGAAGACACCGCUCUUCUUCCCUACCACCACGCCUGCACGCGGUGGCAGGACAAUCAUGUCAGCGCUUGCCGAGAUUGCCGAUCCGCGGUCGUUCAUGGGAACUCUGGACGAGGAGGGGCGUAGGGCGCGGUGGGAGGCGCAAAAGCGUGAAUUGACUACAACGUGGAAAAAGCGGGCAAGAGAGGCGGGUAAAGGCCGCAGGAGACGCGGCGGUGCGGACGUGUAA
This is a messenger RNA of Peniophora sp. CBMAI 1063, 1659 nucleotides long. The record is from the annotation of a GenBank genome assembly. Lineage: Eukaryota; Fungi; Basidiomycota; Agaricomycetes; Russulales; Peniophoraceae.